This is a messenger RNA of Brassica napus (rape), 635 nucleotides long. RefSeq lists its product as uncharacterized. Lineage: Eukaryota; Viridiplantae; Streptophyta; Magnoliopsida; Brassicales; Brassicaceae. The record is from RefSeq and is a predicted model, not a curated record. Bases 122 to 385 code for a protein of 87 amino acids. The transcript has a single exon.
GGUUACUCACUAUCUUUCAUCUGCAAAUUCACAAUCUUCAUAGCUUAAAUCCAAAAACUCAAAACAAAGCAUACAGAAGAAAAGAGAGCGUCUUCUCCUGAAUUAUUCAGUCGGCUUCGAGAUGAAUUCUACAAGCAAGGCAUGGUCGGUGGCAGCAAGUAUUGGAGUUGUGGAGACACUAAAAGAUCAAUUAGGCGUUUGUCGGUGGAACUACGUUCUCCGUUCAAUGAAUCAACAUCUUCGGAAUAACAUCAGAUCCAUUUCUCAGACCAAAAAUCUUUCCUCCUCCUCAUCGUCAGCCGCCACCGCAUCCUUCGGUAAAACGAAGCAGGCUGAGGAAUCGCUCAGGAUGGUCAUGUACUUGAGCUGUUGGGGUCCAAACUAGGUUUCUUGAAACCUAUUCGAUGGAUUUGCUCAACAAAAUCCAAACAUAUCGCUGAGUCGGAGAGUCUCCAUGAAUUUGAAAGUCUGUGUAGGCUUGAUUGGGUUGGUCCAAGACUAUUAAUAUAAGAGUAGAGAUGCAAAAAGAUGGUUAAUUGUAUUACCCCCAUCUUACUUGUAUAUAACAAUGUUCUUAAGCCUUAAAGGCUAAGUUACUCAAUCUGAAUAGACUUAAAAAUCAUUUACGGAACUAA